This is a messenger RNA of Apus apus (common swift), 8511 nucleotides long. RefSeq names its product ciliogenesis associated kinase 1 (gene CILK1). Gene Ontology annotation, biological process: intracellular signal transduction; intraciliary transport; protein phosphorylation. Bases 2395 to 4257 code for a protein of 620 amino acids. The transcript is spliced from 13 exons. Gene Ontology annotation, cellular component: cytoplasm; nucleus; cilium. Gene Ontology annotation, molecular function: protein serine/threonine kinase activity; ATP binding. The record is from RefSeq and is a predicted model, not a curated record. Lineage: Eukaryota; Metazoa; Chordata; Aves; Apodiformes; Apodidae.
AGAGGGUACUUCUUUGGAGCGUACAUCAGCAAAGUAGUAAGCUUGAGGUACAUUGAGAGUCAGGAAGUAGUCCUGAUGCAUAAAGCCAGGUUUGCUUUUAAAGGAGCUUUCUUUUCUUUUUAAAGAAAAAAUGCUUGUAGGCGAGGUGGAUUCAGAAUGUGGUGUUACACUGUGGAAAAAUAAGGCUUUUAUUUUGUUUAGUAUCAUCACACACUUUUACUCCAAGACAGUUUUGCAGUUUGUAUUUAAAUCCUCUAACGAUAUGAAUUUGCCUAGAUUGUAAUGGUAGACUAGAACUUGGACUAGACUGUAGCUCUGCAAACUACUUGUCAGAGAUCUGUGCUCUUUUCAGUGAUUUCAGUGGGACUGUACCGAGGGGAAGCAUUCUGCAUGCUAAAGUUUAGUCAGUUCCCAUAGCAGAAGCAGUGUUAUGCAUCUGUUGGUUUGCUGUGGUUAUCAAACAUAAGGCAAAGAUGCUCCUCCAGUCUGCAGUCACAGUCCCCUGGAGAGGGAUAUGUGAAUGGUAAGCCAGGGUCCAUGAAUUGGAAGCCAUCACAUCUGCUAUGGUUACCUUUUCAGAACUCUUGUCAUUAGCAGAGUAUGUGCUGAAAAACGCACAAGUCCCAUCUGUUUCAGUUUUAAGUUACUGUAUAAAAUCUUUUAGGAUACUAAUAAAUAUUACAUUUGCAGACUAGAAGACUAUGCAAGGCUUUGUUGAUUGAAAUUUUUGCCAAGACCUGAAUAAAGGCCUGGGUGCCAAGGCUUCUGAGUCGUCACCCAGUCAUUGAUCAGACGGAGUAACCAAGGCUUUUUUAACUGGAUGCAGAAUACCACCUAAACAUAGCUUUAUGUUAUGCAGGUGCACAGCCUGAAAACCAGCCAAAAAGAAACUGGUGCUCCAAAGUGCCAUUUGUACAGACAGGCUCUGUCUUUUUUGGCAAAAAUUACAAAAUAUGAGAUUAGGUCUCUAAGGUCUUCAGUCAUGGUUCUCAGUACAAUGUGUGUGGAGAGAGAUGAGUACUGCUGGAGAGCAGUUCCUCCUGCCUGUCUGAGAUAGCACCUAGGAUAAGUGUCAGAGACAUGCUGGUUCUUUUUCAUACAUGAUGUGUAAAAUUGUCCAAUGGUAUAUUAAUACGUAAUUUCCUAAUGUUUGCUUGUUUGUUCCUGUGUCAGUGUUAGUGGGACUAACAAGCUUAGAGGACUUGAAAACAAAGGAUUUCCACAGUGUUUUGUAUCUACAGGAUUGUGGCUCUGCACUGGUGUCAGUUCAGAUUUGAAGCAACAUAAUCCCAUUACUUUUAAAAUCAUAAUUUGGCUUUGUGAAAUAAGGCACGAUGGAGGAGAGAUUUAAGGCUGCUACCAAAAAAAGUGUGAAAAUGUAGUUUAAAUGCAGUUUACAGAAGACAAAACUCAUCAGCCAUGAAUAUUGCUGUCCUAGAGUUGGAGAAAAAGAGAAUGCAGGGUCCAAACCCUCAUUGCAGGGAAGUUCUGUUCUAUUACAAAUCUAUGGCUAAUUUACAUAGACUAGAUCACAUUAGUUCUAGACUAACGUGUAGGAAGUACUGUGAACAAUUAGACUAAAUGAGGGAGUAAUAACCUCUUUUGCUUUACUGUCUAGCAUUCUGUUGUUCAUCCAGUGUCAGGACAAAAGGUCAGAUGGAUAAUCUGAUGUAGCCACUACUUCUGGAGACUUAUGCAUGCUUAUGGCUACUGUAGUCAAAUGCAUUUGGUUUUAUCUGACAUAAAUACAAAAGUCUUCCCCUGAAGACUUUGUUUAAGGGAAUACAUAUCAUUAUGUCUCUAGUCUAGACCCCGUGGAAUGUCAAUAAAUUGGUUUGUUUUAACUGAUGGCAAUACAACUUGUGAGAUGGUGACUUACAUAUCUGAUAAUUUGGCUAGAAUAAAUUCCCUGGUAUCUUACUGUAAUUCUCCGUUUCUCUGAUAGCAAACUUUUUUCUCCAAGCUAUGAGACCUUGUCUUCUGCUUUUAGAGAUAAUUUCUCUCAUUAGGUCUGCCUGCAAGGUUGUUGUAAAGUACCUCUAGCUUUAGUGUCAGAGUGGGUUUGGGGAACAUGCCAAGGUAUGUCCAGAUGUCCAGGCUGGCCCUUCCUUGUGAGAGACCUAGACAAGUGUUUGCAUGUAGCUUACAAGGAGUAUCUGUUGGAGGAAACUAGAGUCUGCAAACAAGCCAUCUCAGAAGGGUACAGAAAUAAAACUUACCAUGUUCUGUGCUUUCAGACCAAAGGCUAAGUCUUGAAAAAAUGAUUCCUGCAACUGUUCACACUGUCCUGAGUGCUUUAUAUUUAUGCUGCCACAGAGAGAACUGGGUACACUCGGAGGAGAAGCACAAGAAACACUAAGGACUGAAAUGCCUUGCAGCUAAAGUAUCCUCAUCAUGAAUAGGUACACAACUAUCAGACAGCUUGGUGAUGGGACUUACGGCUCUGUCCUCCUAGGGAGAAGCAUUGAAUCUGGAGAGCUAAUAGCCAUUAAAAAAAUGAAGAGAAAGUUUUAUUCCUGGGAGGAAUGUAUGAACCUUCGAGAGGUUAAGUCUUUGAAGAAAUUAAACCAUGCCAAUGUAGUAAAGCUGAAAGAAGUUAUCAGGGAAAAUGAUCAUCUGUAUUUUGUGUUUGAAUAUAUGAAGGAAAAUCUUUAUCAGUUAAUGAAAGAAAGAAACAAACUGUUUCCUGAGUCUACAGUUAGGAAUAUUAUGUAUCAGAUCCUGCAAGGGCUUGCAUUUAUCCAUAAGCAUGGGUUCUUUCACAGAGACUUAAAACCUGAAAACCUCCUUUGCAUGGGACCAGAACUGGUGAAAAUAGCAGACUUUGGCUUAGCCCGAGAAAUCCGAUCCAGGCCUCCUUACACUGAUUAUGUAUCUACAAGGUGGUACAGGGCCCCUGAAGUCCUUCUGAGAUCCACCAGCUAUAGUUCUCCAAUAGAUAUUUGGGCUGUUGGUUGUAUAAUGGCAGAAGUUUACACACUGAGGCCUCUCUUCCCAGGCGCCAGUGAAAUAGAUACUAUAUUCAAAAUUUGCCAAGUUUUGGGAACGCCAAAGAAGAACGACUGGCCUGAAGGCUACCAACUUUCAGCCUCCAUGAAUUUUCGUUGGCCUCAGUGUGUACCUAACAACCUAAAAACCCUCAUACCUAAUGCUAGCAGUGAAGCGGUGCAACUCAUGAGAGACAUGCUGCAGUGGGACCCCAAAAAGCGGCCAACAGCUAGUCAGGCACUUCGCUAUCCGUACUUCCAGGUUGGGCAUGCCCUGGGCGUUCAGGAACUGGGGAAACAAAAGGAGUUGCAUAAUAAAUCAUCUUUGCAUAUUAAGCCUGUCCCUCCAGCACAACCCCCUCCGAAAUCUCAUGCCCGCAUUUCAUCAAGGCCUGUUCAGCAAAGCCAGCCUUCUCAGCAGUUGGUGUACCCAUAUAAGACAGACACCUCUGGAAUUGAGCACAAUAACUACACACAGGAGGACAAGUCUAACCAAGUUCCUCUGCCUGCAAUUCACAAUAAGGUUCCUCAGCAGAAAACUUCAGCUGGGACUGAGAAUAUAAAUGGUGAACUUAAACAGAAAACUAGGCGAAGAUGGGGACAUCUUGCUAGAACAGUGAAGAGUUCUGAGGACUGGGAUGACUUGGAAGACCUUGAUUUCAGCUCUUCCAUCACAAGGAUGGACUUGAAAAGCAAGAAGAGGCAGAAUGAUGAAACUCUUUGUAGAUUUGAAAGCAUUUUGGACCUGAAGCCUACAGAUCCUGUAGGGUCUGGCAGCAGUGCACCUUCCCACGCAACCUUUCCACAGCAGGACACUCCCACAGUGCGAGUUUCUGCAGCAAAGCAACACUACUUGAGACAUUCUAGGUAUCUUCCUGGAAUAAGCACAAGGAAUAGCACAGUCUCCACUUCAAACAAAGAGUCUGUUCCAUCUAACUCCUGGCCCAGUUCUGGCUUGCUAGGGAAAGCUUCUGGUUUGGGAGGAAGUAUUAACAGGAUGAAUUCAGGGCGCAUAGGUGGUCUAACUAGUGGUUGUAUCCCUUCAUUUCUGAAGAAAGAAGUAGGCUCUGCUGGGCAGAGGGUUCAGUUAGCACCAGUUGUGGAUCCGUCCUCUAAUUAUGCUUCUCUGAAGCCAGUGAGACCCCAUCUAGGACGGCCAUCAUUCAAUUCACCCACGAAAAGCACACCAAGGUUAAUGCCCCUCCUGCCACCAGCUCAGCCCAUCCACGGACGCAUUGACUGGGCUGCAAAGUACGGUGCUCACCGGUGACGGGUGCACAUACUCUCUGAACCACAUUUCCCAUGAAAUGGUGACUCACAUCAGACAAUUUGAUACUGUUUUAUAUACCUGUAAAUUUAAAAGAAACAGAUCUUCUACGAGCGGGACAUUUUGAAGGUUUUUUUUUUUUACUUUUAUUUGUAUUGAUUUGGAUGCAAUCUUGUACCUUUUUGUAUAAAAUAGUUCCGUUAUAUAAUUGGGUCCAGUUAUUUUCAUAAAUCUGAUACAUUUUGUAUAUAUGGCUUAGGGGGUUUGGCAUUUUUGUAUGAUAAAUUUUUAUAACAAACUUUUUUAAAAUUUAACUUUUCCAUAUUAGAUUCAACUUUUUUUAUAAAUGUGAGUAAAAAAAGCAAAGUGGUGCAAUAUUGCAGUGGAAGAGGAGUACUGAGUAAAGGGCAUUCAUUAGACAUUUUCUGAAGUUUAUGUGCUAAAUGAGGCUGUAUAAUUUCAGUGAUGCCACAUCUUGAUGCCACCCUUCUGUUGUCCUAUACUCACUUGCUUUGUACUGACAUCAAAGGAAUGGGUGACUUCACAGUCUACACUCCCCUUUCCAGUCACCGAGAGGCUGCUGAAAGUCAGCUUUUUUAAAAAUUUAUUUUUGCCUUUAAAAGGUUUUUGUUGGAUUGCUCUCCAGCUUUCCAGCUCCAUUCUUUUGCCUUUAUCAAAUGUGGGGAAUCUCCUUGUUUGGUGAAGGGUGAAUACCCUUCUGUAGAUCUGUUUUCUCUUUUGUCCUACUUCAAAGUUGCUUCUUGGCAUUGUUCACUAUGAAAUAGAAUGGGGAAUGGGGACCUACCUCUUUUCAAUUCAUUCAAAUGAUUUCUAAGGAGAAAAAUCGGAUCCUGUUUCUUCUUAUUUUGUUGUUGGGAGUAUAAAGUCACAGAAUCACAGAAUCAUUGUGGUUGGAAAGGACGUCUAAGAUCACCUCCCCUGUUGACCAGGAUUGUUGAUAAAUGAUGGAGAGAGGCUUAGUGAGCUCCCCUGCCUCAAAGGACAUACAUGCUUUUGCAUCACAAGAUGUCUUCCUCCUCCUGAACCAGCCCAGGUACAGGAGUCAGGACCUGGAAGUCUUUGUGACUUUCUUUGAAAUAUACAAUGGAAAGACAUUUGAACUCUUAAAUAAGAAGGCAAAGCUUCGAGUCCUUGAGGAUGGCAAGCAAGCAGGUCUAGGUCGUUGGUCUCCAAGAGAGACAAGUUGGCUGUGCUGAGGUUGUCAUCAGAAUCAUUGAGAUGGGCAGUGCCUGCAGGACAUCUGGGCAGACAUUUACUGGUGAUAGCUCUUCACAUGCCCACACCUGCUUCCAAAUCAUACUACACCCAAAAGGGAGACGGCUUGGCAAAUUUUUCUGGGUGGAUCUGGAGGAAAUAGGAAGGCUGCCGACACAUCCAGUGUUGAUCAGCAGACACGAAUGGAAGGUGCAGGAAUCGGUAAGAGCUCACUGGCUUUGAAGGAAUGUGUCUGAGCCUUAGGGCAGAACAAAUCACACACCCGUUUCCAGGAGGCCAAGCUGAUCCAGGCACUAAGAGACUCGUUCAUAGCAACAAACUCAAGGACCUGUAUGAUAGCAGUGAUUUCUCCAGGCAUGAGUUUGUGUUGAGUACACACUGAGAUAUGCUGACAGAGUGAAAGAGCUCAGCCCUCAUAAUGGAGGUGGUAAAAGAUGCAAAGACAUAUUUCAGUAUUAAUAAUUAGGAUGCUGGUUUCUGAGUAACAAAAUAUGAGUGUCAUGCCAACAGCAGAAUUUAAGGGUACAAUCUCUAUGCAGCUGACUUAGUUUUCACAACUGUUUUAAAUAACUUUUGGGGAAAAAAAAUACAGAGAUUAGUCAGUUUAAGUGUACUUCAGUCCUUCUUCACUUUAAUGCAUCUUCAGUUACGAGGUGAAGAAUAAGUCAGCUUCCAUAAAUUACAUCCCAAAGCCCUGUUGGGAAAUAUGGCACUGUACCUAGUCCUGCUAAAAAAACAUUCAUUUAGAUCACAGCCAGCAUCUGUCUGUUCCUGCCCCUCCUUCCACAGAAGGAAGGUAAAACAGUGCAGUGCUGUGGGAGAGUGUCUCUUACAGCUGCACUAUGGAACAGCACCACCAGAGGUGAAGUGUGCUGUGAAAAUGCAUCUUGCUGCAGAAGUGCAGAGAAGUGCUCACCUUCUUGAGCUCAUGUUAUGAACAGAUCAGGCAAAUCGUAUGAGACUUAAAUCCAGUCUAAAGUGAUCAGAGCAUGUAUGGUUCUCAGCAUCUAGCCAUUUUGAAGGAGCUGAAUGGCUGGUGUGUCAGUGAGAUCCUCUCUCUGGGAUCUUCUGGCUCCUACAAAGGGCAGCCACUGUGGCCUGGAAACUGAUAACACACACUGGCCCUUUCAGUACUUCCCAUGGAGAACAUGUGGGACUUUGAGGAAACUGUACCAUAGAGUAGGCUGCUGGAACAGCACUACAGAAGCUGUGAUGAGUUGUAGGGUCUCCUUCUCUGGAGACUUUCAAGAUCUGUCUGGAUGUAUUUCUGUGUGACCUGCCCUAGGUGAUCCUGCUCUGGUAGGGGGGUGGACUCGAUGAUUUCCAGAGGCCCCCUCCAACCCCUAGCAUUCUGAGAUUCUAUGAUUCUGUUUGCUUUUAUGGGCACAAUCCACUGUGAGACAGUACAAGACAAAAAGGGAGCAAAAGGAUCAAUGCAUUAAAAAAAACUAUGCAUGUAAGACUUGUAUUUGCCAAGGACAUGUUAUGUGUCCAACUACUCCGUUAUUUGUUUAUAGCAAAUAUUCCAAACCAUACCUAACAGCUUCCAAAGCAGUGAUGCCAAUGCAUAGCAAUAAAAUAAAGCAGCCAUUCAGUUUCUAAAGCACGCGCUGAUGGUGUCUUUGGGUAAGUGGAAAGGGAAAUAUGUAUAUUUGAGUUAGAACUGGAAAGAUGUUUCUCUUGGUGGAAAUAAAUAUCUGUAUUUAUGGCUCUAUAUAAUUUAAUUUAUUUUAUCACUGAAUAAUUGGUCUCAAGAGGGAAUACCCUGAACAUAUCCUAAGUAUUAUAGACCUAAGUAGGCAAUUUAACUAGACUGUUCCAUAUACUUAAGUCCUACUGGUGGAAGCAGGAGAUAAGUCAUGAGAAUGGGCUGCUGAGGUGUGGAUUCAUCCUACCUGACCAAAGGCACCUAAGUGUAAGCUCCUUGUUGUGAACUUUAAAACACUAGUGAGUGAGAAUCCUCUCAAGAGAAAUUCAGCUCACCUGAGAGCUUGGUAGCCCUCUGGAGACACCUGCAUCUCUCCACUAAGGAUGGGUACUACUCCAUGUAUUUAAAGUAAUAGAGGAUUAAUCUGAACCUGGCCUUUAAUCUCUCAGCCUUUAUCAGUCUUGUAGUGAUUUUCUUGACUCAGAUUCAGGUUUUGGUCAGUCCAGCCAAAAGAUUAGAAAAAGAAGUAGUACUUUUUUGGUCGUAUCUCCUCCUUUCCCAAAUUAAAGCCUUUACUUUGGAAGAAAAGCUAAUAAUCUUGAUAUUCAGAAUCACUUCUGCUAGUUUUAACUUAGUGGGACAGAAAUUAGCUAAGUAUAAUGGCAGCAUUUGUAGCCUUUACUCAAGCAAAUUCCUGCUGAAGUUGAAAAAAGUUCUUUUUAAGUAGAGACUGAGUUGACUGAGCUAUAUAUUUUACUGUGUUGUCUCAGUGUGCAACACAGAUAGAGAAAAGGUGUAGAUCUUUGUUAUAAUGAAAUCUGGACAAGAGGCAUAUUUGAGAAUUUAUCAUACGUGACCUACUACUUUGUGUUUUAAUAUUUAGCAGCAUCUUUAUGCAAAAUGUUUUUUAGAAUCCUAAUGUUUACAUUCUCUCAGGCUUAUGCUUAACAUGUAAUAAUUACUGUUGGAAGUAAAGGAGCCUGACAGUGGACUUGUUCCCCUCUGAAAUCCAGAUUUUGUAAUAGCGUUGUGCAAGUGUUGUGAUGUUAGCAAAAAACCCACGCCAGAAGACCCAGUUUGAUGUUUCUGUAUCUAAUAAGGCUGUUUAUAUGAGUAGAAUGCUUCAUAUAGGAGGAGCAAAACGUCUUGAAAGAACGUUUUUGAACUCAUGUGGAAGAAGGGGGUAGAAUUGUCAGAGUGAAUAAAGAAGUAACAGUUCUUGUUCAUUCAGUGUUUUUGUUCAAAAAUGUUGCAAAGAUUGGUUUUGUUCCUACAGUGUCAAGUCUCCUGCCCAGAAUAAAGUUACUCUUGAAGAAUUAUUGACUGAAUCUUGAUCUUUUACUCAGUUUUUAAUAAAAGCACAUUCGUUUGGC